Molecule: messenger RNA, 177 nt
Organism: Coprinopsis cinerea okayama7#130
Lineage: Eukaryota; Fungi; Basidiomycota; Agaricomycetes; Agaricales; Psathyrellaceae
Exons: 2
Coding region: 1-177 (58 amino acids)
Molecular function (GO): oxidoreductase activity, acting on CH-OH group of donors; flavin adenine dinucleotide binding
Source: RefSeq, a predicted model, not a curated record
AUGUCUCCUCGAGGAGCCCAGUGGGGUGUUGUCGACCCGGACUUGAAACUGAAGAAGGUACAUGGAGUCAGGGUUGUUGACUGCAGUGUCAUGCCGUACAUCAUCGCCGGCCAUACCAUGGCGCCAGCUUAUGCUAUCGCUGAGAGGGCUUCCGACCUUAUUCGGAAGGCCUGGUAG